ACGCAGCGAAACUAUUAUUUCAUCUAUAUCGUGUGUCGUCAGCUGGUUCAGACUGUAACGGAUUGAGACUUCCGACGAGUGUACGUUGUGUCUGCUGCUUUAACUCCAUCAUUUCAUUUGAGUCCUCGAACGAAUUUUCAUUAAGAAAUUUUAAUACGAAAAUGUCUUCUUGCACGAGGAUGCAACACUCCGUUCAACAGACUAACGGUGAUGGUAAUCCGGCCUCACCCAGGAAAAAACAGAGAACUUCCACGAGUGGGCUCGUUUCCAAGGUCACGGUAGUCCUUGGCGCGCAAUGGGGUGAUGAGGGCAAGGGAAAAGUUGUGGAUAUGCUGGCAACAGAUGCUGACAUCGUUUGUAGAUGUCAAGGAGGAAAUAAUGCAGGGCAUACUGUAGUUGUAGAAGGUGCCGAAUUCGACUUUCACCUUCUGCCUAGUGGAAUAAUCAAUCCCAGAUGCAAAUCCGUUAUAGGAAAUGGUGUAGUUGUUCACCUCCCAGGUCUCUUUGAAGAAUUAGCAAAAAAUGAAACCAAGGGACUUAAAGAUUGGAAAGAUAAACUCAUUAUAUCAGAUCGAGCACAUCUGGUAUUUGAUUUACAUCAACAGGUGGAUGGAUUACAAGAAUUAGAAAAGGGAACUCAGUCUUUAGGAACUACAAAAAAAGGUAUAGGACCAACCUAUUCCAGCAAAGCUACAAGAAAUGGAAUUAGAAUUGGAGAUCUUUUGGGAGAUUUUGACAUAUUUACUGAAAAGUUCAAUGCACUAGUACUUUCAUACCAAAAAAUGUUUCCUGCAUUACAAGUGGAUACAAAAGCAGAGUUAGAGCGUUAUAAAGACUAUGCUGAACGUGUAAGGCCACUUGUAAAAGAAACUGUUCAAUACUUACAUCAGGCUUUAAAAGAAAAUAAAAAGGUGCUGGUAGAAGGUGCUAAUGCUGCUAUGCUGGAUAUUGAUUUUGGAACAUAUCCAUACGUGACAAGUUCAAAUUGCAGUAUAGGUGGAGUUUGCACAGGUCUUGGUUUACCACCUAAUACAAUAGGUGAAAUCAUUGGUGUGGUAAAAGCAUACACUACAAGAGUUGGAGAUGGUCCCUUCCCGACAGAACUUUUAGAUGCAACAGGAGAAUUACUUCAAAAUAGAGGUCAUGAAUUUGGAGUAACUACAAAAAGGAAGAGAAGAUGUGGGUGGCUUGAUUUAACAUUGCUUAAAUAUACAUCAAUGGUUAAUGGAUAUACCUCUAUAUGUUUAACAAAAUUGGAUAUCCUUGAUACAUUACCUGAAUUAAAAGUGUGCGUUGGGUAUCGUAUAAAUGGAAAAGAAAUAGAUUAUUUCCCAAGUACAACAGCAGAAUUAGGAAAAGUUGAAGCUAUAUACGAGAAAGUAGAUGGGUGGCUAUCUUUGACUGAAGGUGUGCGUUCCAUAGAUAAGCUACCGCAUAAUGCACGAAAAUACAUUCAAUUCAUAGAACAAUAUUUGGAUAUACCUGUAAAAUGGAUUGGCGUUGGUGCUGGUCGAGAAAGCGUAAUUACCCUUUGACGUUGUAGGAUUUGUAUUGUGUUACUUAAACGCACCAUAUGUAGUGUAUUAUUAAUUCUAAUUUUAUGUGUAACAUUUCCGGUUCAGAGCUGAUGCACGCACACUACGAGAAGUUGAAACAAAAAAGCUUUCAGCAGAAGUAGUAUUAUCUUUGGAUUUAAGCAAUUAGAUACUUGUAUUGUGAUUAUGAUACAGUGUUAACAUUUAGUCAUUUGUGUAGUCAGUGUCUAUUAUCUGAGCCCGACUAUCGUCGAAAAACUUCUUGUUGUUUUCGUCUGUUCAAAGAGAAUAACUUAUUGUACAAAUAUUUAAUAAUAUCUAUUGUCUAUAUAAUUUA
Messenger RNA from Vespa crabro (European hornet), 1872 nucleotides. RefSeq names its product adenylosuccinate synthetase (gene Adss). The record is from RefSeq and is a predicted model, not a curated record. The coding region runs from base 162 to 1535 and encodes 457 amino acids. Lineage: Eukaryota; Metazoa; Arthropoda; Insecta; Hymenoptera; Vespidae. Gene Ontology annotation, biological process: IMP metabolic process; 'de novo' AMP biosynthetic process. The transcript is spliced from 6 exons. Gene Ontology annotation, molecular function: GTP binding; adenylosuccinate synthase activity. Gene Ontology annotation, cellular component: cytoplasm.